Messenger RNA from Drosophila elegans, 2466 nucleotides. RefSeq names its product 5'-nucleotidase domain-containing protein 1 (gene Nt5a). The transcript has a single exon. Gene Ontology annotation, molecular function: 5'-nucleotidase activity. The record is from RefSeq and is a predicted model, not a curated record. Lineage: Eukaryota; Metazoa; Arthropoda; Insecta; Diptera; Drosophilidae. Bases 162 to 1751 code for a protein of 529 amino acids.
UCAAACUUGAAUGGUUGGCAACUCUAGCAGUCGUAGACAAAUAAAUUUUUAUAGAUAGAAAAUGAUGUUGUCAAAACCACCUGAAAGAUAGUGAAAUUCGGCUUAAUUUUAUACUUUAAUCACGCUGCGGACAAGUGAGAUGUGCUAGCGGAUAAGAUAAGAUGCUGGCCCUGGGCAGAACGGCCUCCUUGGGCGCCUUUUUCACCUGCGCUCCCCCCGCCCCCAGCGUCCUUCGCUUUGCCACCUCGACGAAAACAAAAACAAAUGGGCAAAGGCAAACAGAUGUUUCUCUGCUGUUAUGCAAGCACGCUAAAUUGGCGCAAAAUUCAAUGACGCUGGUUAGAGCAGCGCCGGGAGCCGUGGGAAUAGCAACACGUGAAUUAAGUCCACAAUCGCAGCAGACUGCUAGGCACUUUCACAGUUCGUCAGUGGGAAAAUCAAGGUAUUCGGCCAGCACCAUAAUGACAUCCUACCACAAGGAGCUGCUCCUCAAGGACUACGAUAUAGUGGGAUUCGAUCUGGACGGGACUCUGCUGCGCUACAACAUACGCGAGAUGUCUGCGCUGAUCUAUAAGGUCCUCAAGCAGUUCCUCGUGGAGCAAAAGGGCUACGGCAAGGACCUCCUGGAUCAGCCGCUCAAUGUGGACUUCCUGCAGAAGGGUUUGUUCCUGGACGGACCACGUGGCAAUGUCCUGAAGCUGAGCAACGGGGCCCAAAUCCUGCGCGCCACCCACGGCACUCGUCUGCUAAACGACGCCGAAAUCCAGGGUAUUUAUGGAGCCGAGCGACAGUGGGACAUCACCACCGCCUUCUACAAGGAUCCCCUUUCCACUUGGAAUGGAGCCGCGUCCACACAAAUGCGAUCCCUAUUGGAUUACUUCGAUAUGCCCAGUGCCUUGGUGUUUGCGCAGGCGGUGGAUCAGGUGGAUCGGGAAAAGAAGCCAACGGCAGGGGAGGAAUACCAGGUGUGGCAGGAUUUACAGGCGGGUCUGAUGCACAUCUUCAGCCGCGAUCACUUUGGCAACGACAUAAGCAUGUACUUCAAGGGCAUGCGAGCGGAUCCGGCCAGAUUUGUGCUCCAAACGGACGCCAGCGUGAUGAACUGGCUGGGCGAUCUGCGGAAGUCGGGCAAAAAGCUGUUCCUGCUCACCGGCUCCAAUGUGGACUUUGCCAAUUUAACGGCCACGCAAGCACUGGGCAAGGAUUGGCGGAAGUACUUUGAUUUCGUGGUGACCUACGCCAAGAAACCCGGUUUCUUUACCCUACAGCGACCUUUUAUGCAGGUGGAUGUGGAGAAACUGGUGGAGCUGCCGCAGGAGACGCAGGAAAUAAAGGCUGGCGAGGUCUACUCCCAGGGAAACUGGCACCAGUUGCACGAGGCCAUGGCUAAGAUGCUCCAAAAGGAGCCAUCCAAAGCCAAGGCACUGUAUUUCGGUGACAACAUAAUCCAGGAUGUUUAUACACCGGUCAAACACCGCGACUUCGAUGCGGUGGCCAUAGCUGAGGAGCUGCUCCUGGAGGACGGUAAGUACCCGUAUGCCGCAGAGUUGGAUUCCCAGCUGUGGGGCUCCUACUUUGCCCUGGACUGCACACCCACUCUGUGGGCCAGUUUCAUCAGCAGCUACGCACAGUUGUGUGUGCCCUCGGUGGAGCAAGUGGCGCAGACUUCGCCAGAUAAGCGUAUCAUCUGCUCCAAUCCGUAUGGCUUCAGUCCGCGCCUGCCCAAGGAACUGGAGACGGUGCAGCUCUAGAGCUGCUGGCGGGGAUGAGGGCAGCACCCCUGCUAUCAUCUUCCUGGAGACAAUAAACGACCUGCGACCCCGAGGCGCAGUUAAUCCGAUAACGCUUCUUUCAGUCGAAACCUCUCCAAAAUUCUUACGUACAAACAAUUGUAGGUAUUUAAUAAUAGCAAUAAACAAUGCAAACUUCUGAACUGUUCAAUUAGCAUAUACAGUGCAUGCCAUAGCUAUAAGAAUUCUCUAAAACUGGGAUUAAUAAUGCCAUUUGAUUGGUAUAAAACACAAAUUAAAUAUCUGUUUGGAAUCCUUUUAACCAUAAUAACCUAUAACCAUAUUAAAUAUCGAUAUAACACAAUUAAUUCAUUAUAUAAUGUUGGACAUGAUUCAAGUAUUUACCAAUUUGCCAAUUAUUGUUUUCAAUCCUUAUCUUUUGGUUUAUGAUUUCGAGGUCUUAUUCCAAAGUCCAAAAUAAUAACCGAUAUAAGUAUUUGCACAAAUAACUGAUUUUUAAGUUCAUUUUGUUGAUUAAACAAAUACUUUUUUAGUUGCUAAGAAAAUAAAUAGUUUAAUUAACGAAUUAUACAAUUUAAUAUACGCUAGCCCAAUUUAGUCUAUAUAACUAUAAUUCAAAGUUACUAACCUUUCAAUUGUACGUAUUUUAUAUUGAUGCCAGGCCUUAAUUUAAUUGCCUUAUUUGAAUAAAUAUUUAAGGAUUUGCACGUUGUAA